UGGCUAUGCAGAGGCUGUGACGUUGCACGAAGCCUCUCUCUCACUCCUUUCCUGCUGCAUCACAACAGGCGCUAGUAGCUCGGGUAGCACCCUGGCGUUUUUGCAUUGACCGAGGGACAGGGGAAUUACAUAGCUAACUGGCAUAAUCAUAUCUCUAAGCAUAACACUAGCUAUCACCACCACAACAGGAGUAAUCUUACGGAAACCACUUACACUGAGAUAAAUCCCAUUGCUUGGAACGGUUGGGACAUGGCCAGGCAAGAUCAGGUUCUGCUUUUGGAGCCACAGCACGAACUGAAAUUCCGAGGCCCCUUCUCGGACGUGGUCAACACCACCCUAAAGCUCUCCAACCCCACAGACCGGAAUGUGUGCUUCAAAGUCAAGACAACUGCCCCGCGCCGAUACUGCGUCCGGCCAAACAGUGGAGUCAUCGACGCCGGCACCUCAAUCAAUGUCUCCGUGAUGCUGCAGCCCUUCGACUACGACCCCAAUGAGAAAAGCAAACACAAGUUUAUGGUGCAGUCCAUGCUGGCUCCCCCUGAGAUGACCGACAUGGAGGGAGUGUGGAAGGAGGCAAAGCCGGAGGAGCUGAUGGACUCCAAGCUGAGGUGUGUUUUUGAGCUGCCGGCGGAGAAUGAUAAAACGCACCACGACGUGGAUUCCAACAAAAUAAUGUCAUCCAACCUGCUCAAGUCAGAGUCCUCUACGCUGUCCAUGAAGUCAAUGAGCUCCACCCUGGAUGACAACGAGGUCAAGAAGGUCAUGGAAGAGUGUAAGAGGUUGCAGACGGAGGCCCAGCGACUACGGGAGGAAAACAAACAGAUCCGGGAAGACGAUGGCAUGCGGAUGAGGAAGAGCAACGUGAUGUCCUCGCAGCACUCCGCCCACUCCUCUCACUCUGUGGUGAAGGAUGAGGGGCUGAGCAUUCGCACGAUGGCCCUCAUCGUCCUAUUCUUCGUGGUCGGGGUCAUAAUCGGCAAGUUGGUCUUGUAAGAGCGAACCGCUAGCAAGCACCGUGUGAGACAUGGCCAACCGCAUGCUUUCUGGGGGAUUGAAACACAACGGAUUUUGGAUUCUUUUGGGGUUCAGAAAUGCCAUAUCAGUGGGGUAGUUUUGAAAUUGUUCAUUUAUGUUCAAAUAAAAAAGGGAGAUAAAAAAAAUAAAUCCAUGUUAUGAACAAACCAACGAGAGAGAGAGAAAAAAACAACGACUUGUUACAAAGUAUUGCCUCUUUGAUCAUAAGGUAAUUAUUCUGGCCUUUCGAAUGCUUCCACCACUUUGAUGUCAUGGGGUGUAGGAGGGAGUUACGUUGUGGAUAGUAAUUAUAAGGAAAGAGUUUUCUGAAGAGCAGUCGGGGGGGGGGGCGUGAUAAGUCCUUUAGCGUAGUGUGAAUGUCGUUUUCACGUAUUAUUGUUUCUUUUCCCAAGAGGCUGGUGGGUGUAGUCUUUGUAUGGUAUCGAUUGGAACCCUUUUGUAAAGUAACGGUGAUGUAGAGUCCUGUAGACAAUGACUGAGAGGGAGGGGCUUCAGAAGUAAAAGCGUUGUUACACACAGGGCUAUGUUUGUCCCAGCUGACACCCCCUCCAUCUCUGUCCGAGAAAAGAACAUUUCUCCCCUCACCUUUGACAAAUAACCCCAUUGGAUGUUGAUACUUGAUUGCAUGUGUCCACAAAAGAGCAGUGGAUUUUUUCCAGGACUUUCUUAGUUUAAUUGCUAAAUCUUUGUGUUGUUUCUUUUCAGCCGUGGGUUUGCACAGCUCAAUCUACUGAUCUUUUGUCCUUUUUUUUUCUUCACAUUUUUUUUCCAUUCUUAUUUUAACUUUCAAUUUCAAAUGAAAUCUCUCUCUAAAUGAUGCAGCUAAAUUAACGUUUGGGGGUGGGUCAAUGAGUCUGCGGUUAUUGGAUGUAAGCCUUUUUUUGCCUUGUGAUCGCUCUUGGCAAGUUAUAUAGUUAGUGGCAGGAAGGAAGUGACAAAAUGGGAGGAAAUGUUCAUGCGGUGGUAAAUUGGUUUUGGUGCAGUUUUCCCCAACGAUGAUGGGCUAGUUUGAUGUCAAGUGUCGGCCUAUGGGUUAUUGCUCAUUACGUCAGGGAUAAUGCUCUGUUUCUGCUCUUUUGUUGUCUUCUGUGUUUCCGAAGCCAUGCAUUUUUCUUGACCUGGUUCGGGGCAGAAAAUGUAUGUCAGUCAUCAUCUGAAUGGUUCAUGCCGUCAACUAGCCAACCUGUGACUGUCCACGCAACUCUUAAAGAACACUUUCAACCCGUGUGGUCAUCGGUUUCGUCCGCCCCACUAAGGUCGAUUCAUGACCAGUUCACUGUUUAGGUCAGUGCUGCGCUGAAGUCAUGUUCAUUUUAAUGCACUAUAUGCUCAAGAAUGUUUCCCCCCCAGUAUCUAUCCAUGUAACUGUGUUUUGUUUGUGGACGUUUCUCUGCAUUUAAUUCACGAGAACCGAAUGCAUAUGAAAGCUGUAUCCUGAAGGGACCAUUCUUAACUUCCUGUUUGUGAUUCAGUCUCCACUAUUUGAACAACAGGAAAUAUGUUGGGGAUUCACUAGGAGAAAAAGAAGUCACUCAAUUUCUUUCAUCUCACUCUUGCAUAUUAUGGAUUUUAAACAAAAUAGCUUGCUGGUGGAGGUCUGUAGAUGAGGAAAGACAGUGUAACCUACUGUAUUAAUCUUUAUGUAUGUGGAGGAUGACUUGUUGCUUAGAGGGAGGGCUGAAUAGGCCUGAGCUGAGAUACUGUCCCGAGGGGGGUUGUGAAAACACUAAAAUGUCCCUGUCCUGGAGGAUCUCACCAUCAAUGUGAUUCCUGUAAGCAGUUGGCUGACUGUUUUCUAUGUAUAUAAAUAAAUAAGUAAAAGAAAAAAUAAUAUUCCUAGAUAAGGAGUCUAUGGUGUAUAAAGACCAAACUGGUUGGACUAUGUAGCAUCUUAAUAAAUUAAAUGAAUAAAGCCCCUACCUAAA
Messenger RNA from Esox lucius (northern pike), 2960 nucleotides. It is a transcript of the gene vapb, whose product is annotated as VAMP (vesicle-associated membrane protein)-associated protein B and C. Gene Ontology annotation, cellular component: plasma membrane; endoplasmic reticulum membrane. The record is from RefSeq and is a predicted model, not a curated record. NCBI's taxonomy places the organism in Eukaryota, Metazoa, Chordata, Actinopteri, Esociformes, Esocidae. Gene Ontology annotation, molecular function: FFAT motif binding. Gene Ontology annotation, biological process: endoplasmic reticulum membrane organization. The transcript has 6 exons. Bases 250 to 993 code for a protein of 247 amino acids.